GUUUGUAUUAGUUUGUAAAAUUUAUCAUGGUAUCAAGCGUGGUUGAGAUCCUGAGAUCUCUGCAAAGGUGACACACGAUUCACGAUCUCCACAUAACAAAAGGCACUCGGUGCUCUUCCUCCCAAUGGUGUGCCCAGGAAACAAAAGUGGGGAAAGAAGGGGAGACCAGCGUGUUUCAGCAGUGCAUUUUGGAUUACAUGGAGAAGUAUCAAAUGAACCUGAAAUAUUAAUAAAUAAGCAAUGGAGCGAUUAUGUUGAUCUUAUAAAUAAUUGUAAGGUGCAAUCUAUUUCUGAAAACCUUACAGGUAUGAAUUUUUCAACCGACUGGAUACUCGACUCGGGAGCGUCUUUCCAUAUGACGGGACCUAUCUGCGAGGACACUGAUUGGAGUGGGCAAACAACAUGGGGGAGUGUAUUAUUUUCACAGUGUUGAUCCAAUUUUGGUAUGUGCCGUAAAGACGGUAGACUCUCCUGAACUAUGGCACAUGAGAUUGGGACACCCUUCAGCAAGAGUAAUGAAAGAUAUUGGUAUUUUGGAUAAAAAUAUCUCAUGCAUAAGCUCAUCUCAUUUUUGUGAUGUUUGUGUAAGAGCGAAACAGACUCAAGAUGUUUUUGAACUCAAUUCUGGACGUGCUUUUGGCUUAUUUGACA
Cuscuta epithymum is the source of this 651-nucleotide messenger RNA. Lineage: Eukaryota; Viridiplantae; Streptophyta; Magnoliopsida; Solanales; Convolvulaceae. The record is from the annotation of a GenBank genome assembly.